Acytostelium subglobosum LB1 is the source of this 744-nucleotide messenger RNA. RefSeq lists its product as hypothetical. The record is from RefSeq and is a predicted model, not a curated record. Lineage: Eukaryota; Evosea; Eumycetozoa; Acytosteliales; Acytosteliaceae. The transcript is spliced from 5 exons. Gene Ontology annotation, biological process: ubiquitin-dependent protein catabolic process. Bases 1 to 744 code for a protein of 247 amino acids. Gene Ontology annotation, cellular component: proteasome core complex, alpha-subunit complex; nucleus; proteasome core complex.
AUGACAAGCGUUGGUUCAGGUUACGAUCUCUCAGUGUCUACAUAUUCACCAGAUGGAAAGAUCUUUCAGAUUGACUAUGCCAACAAGGCAGUAGAGAACAGUGGCACUGUUGUUGCUGUUCGUGCAAAGGAUGGAGUGGUCAUUGGUGUCGAGAAGUUGAUCCCAUCAAAGAUGCUCGAGUCAUCCUCAAACAGAAGAAUCCAUUCAGUUGAUCUACAUAUUGGACUUGGUAUUGCAGGUUUCUUGGCUGAUGCCAGACAACUGGUAUUGAGAGCACGUACAGAGGCAAAGGAGUAUAAGAAGGUCUAUGGACAACCAAUCCCAAUCAAGGUUCUCGCUCAACGUCUUGCCUCAAACAACCAUAUGUAUACAUUGUACUCGAGUAUUAGACCAUUUGGAUGCUCUAUAUGUUUGGUUGGCAUUGACAACAAUGGUCCACAGCUCUACUUGAUCGAGCCAUCAGGCUCAUGCGUCGGAUACUAUGGUACAUCAAUGGGCAAGGGUAGACAAGCAGCAAAGAACGAGUUGGAGAAGAUCAAGUUCUCUGAGCUCACCUGUCGCGAGGCCAUCAAGGUUGUGUCCAAAAUUAUAUACUCUGUACAUGAUGAGGUGAAGGAUAAGGACUUUGAGCUGGAAUUGAGUUGGAUCACAGACGAGAACAAGGUUCAUCAAAUGGUGCCAAAGGACCUCAAGGACGAGGCAGAGGCCUAUGCCAAGCAAGCUUUGGAAGAGGCAAACAUGUAA